AUGGGGCAGACAGCGGAGACCACGAGUCGUGCGGGCACAGACGAGGCGGACCACGUGCUUGCGGAGGAUCGUGUUGCCACUGCUGGACGACUUUCCAUUGCGGUCGUUCGUAGCGUCGAUGGCAACUCAGCCGUCGCAAGUGCAGCUGUUGACGUGGACCGUUCCAACAACAGGCGCGAGGAGCCCGCAGGUGGUGAGCAGCCCCUCAUACGUCAUAAGGGGAGUGGAGAUAGUCAAUUGCAUGGGGUGAACAGCAGUGGCUCUGCUGGUGCGAGCAGGUCCAUUGACAAAAAAGAGGUGGAACACGUGAUAAAAGUCGACACGGACUCGAGGGACGCUGCAAUGGAGCGACACUAUGGGCCGAGUCAAAUAUCGUGCAACAAAGUACCGAUCGAAGCCAUUGGUAAUGUGGACGCGGUCCUGUCCAGUGUCGUGAAUGUUCGUGGUAUCUGUGGGAUAUCGGAGACUGCAAGCGCGACCAAUAAGCGUACCUAUCAUGCAAAAGAAGAGAACGAUGCUGUGUCAGAUGGAUUGCAUCCACGGAAACGUGUUGCUGUACUGGACAGUAGCAGUGCUAUUGCGAGUUUUGCUGGCCAAAUGAUGAUGGACAGGACGUUGAGCAAUAGCUUGGAUGACGUUGCGAUGAGUGAACCAAUGCACGGGGUAGAUUUGCUUUGCAGCAAAGCGGUCAAUGGAAGCGAGGAAAACAAGCGUUUGCGCGACGGAUUCGAAUGCGUUGCCGAGAGAAAACAAGACCGUUCGCCAACAUUUGUUCAAACAGGUCUUACCCGAUCAGGACGCGCAGUAACUAAACUCGUUGGAAACGGAGCGUGCAAGCCAAAGGUGCUGGCUAAGAAGAAGAGAGGUGUCCUAGCUGUUGAGCCCAAGUUCCCGGAAGAGUCGUUGUGCGGAAUGUGCGGCGAGGUGGAAGACGAUGAUCUCACUGACAUGGUAUUUUGUGAUGGUGGCUGCCUCAAGUCGUAUCACUUUUCGUGUUUGGGCAUUGACUCGGCACCAGAGGAUGAAGAGUGGCUGUGUGAACAGUGUCGCACAAAUGAGCAAUUGUGUUUUGCAUGCGGACGCAAUGGAACGAUCAACGAAAAGGGUGGUGUUUUUCGCUGUAACGUUGCGACCUGUGGCAAAUUCUAUCACCAGACAUGUAUUGAAGCGAACAAAAUAUCUCGUCGAGGGGGAGCUAAAGCUAAACCGGGUUCUUCCACGGUGAAUGAGCUGCUCGUGUCUGACGCUUCGUUCCGGUGUCCCCGCCACGCGUGUCUUGUGUGCAAAGGAGAGAAAAAGAGCCGCGAUCUCAUGCACUGCCUGAAGUGUCCAGAAGCUUAUCAUCCGCGUUGUGUUCCGCCAAGUGCUCGUUAUAAUUCGAUUGGGCUGCUUUGCUGGCGGCAUCAUGAUGACAAGUUACCAAAAAUCCCGUCAUUUUACCUUUCUGAUCCAAACAUCGACACGGUGACGGUCGAUUCUGGUCUGAACUUACCGUGGAUGUUCACGCCUAAACGCGAUCCGGAUGCUAGUAGGCCGAACGAUUACCAUCACUUCCGCCUUUUCUUGAAUCAUAUCGAGGACGUUCGCUUACAGCCACCGACUUACCGUAAAUUGGGUCGUAGCAUCUACACGUUCAAGCAGCAGAAGGUCUCUCUAGAUGACGCGCCAACAUGUGUUUGUAAAGAAAAGUGCGGAGACUACUGCAUUAAUCGGCUGAGUUUUACCGAGUGCUUUGGACCGGCGCCGACUCCAGGGAUGAAGUUCAACAGGCAGAAUCGAGAAUCGAACUGCACGCUUGGCGAGUGUUGCGGAAACCGCGCACUUCAUCAGAAGGUGUACCCCCGCUUCGAGAAGUUCCAUACCGUCGAAAAGGGUUGGGGUCUCCGUGUACUUGAGCAAGUCAGGGCAGGACAGCUAGUGAUUGAGUACGUUGGUGAAGUGAUCAAUGAAGAAGAGAAAGAACGGCGACUACUUCAUCACGCGAAGCAUAGCCCUGAAGACAAGAACAUGUACAUUAUGGAGCUAGGUAAGGGCGAGUACAUCGACGCGCGGUUCAAAGGAAGUGUUUCUCGAUUCAUCAAUCACUCGUGCGAUCCAAAUUGUCACUUGCUGAAAUGGCGCGUCAAGGGUGUCAACCGGAUCGCGAUUACAGCUUUGACAGAUAUUGAGCCAGGCACGGAGCUUUCGUACGAUUACCAGUUUCAUACGAAACAGGCCAUGGAGUGGAAAUGCCACUGUAAGGCAGCAUGUUGUCGUGGGACUAUGGCACCGGAGAAACUGAAUCAAGCGCAAGAAGCAGUUUCGAAAAAGCUUACGAAGAGAGAGAAAGUGAAGCAGCGCAAACGUGCUCUGAUCCAAGAAAAGAUUCAGUAUGUCAAGGAGGUGAAAAGCAUGGCAAAACGGCUUUCGUUGACGGUACAGAUCAGUAUGGGUGACCGAAUGACGACGGACAAGAUGACUGUCCGUACAGGUCCCGCGGCCCGCGAGUUGCAAUGGGCUAAGCUGCAUCGUCUCUUCAAUGCGCGUGACGCCAAGCGCGGCUGUAAUUUCAAGGUCCGUAGAGAGUUGCGAGAUCGAAGAUGUGGGAGGCAUGAAAGGGUCAACCGUGUACGGCAGACCCCAUUCGAUUCAGCAACUGCAGCACCAAGUCGAUCAGAAUGUUCGGUUGGUUGUCCAGAGGAUCAGCUUGAACCGAUGCGCAGUGGUAGUCACUUGCUUGCGAAAGGUGCAGUUGAUUCUGACCAAGCUACAGCUGUGGAGCCGCCAGUACUGCAAACGGAGCAAUCCAAGGAGAUCACUUUCUGCCGCUGUUCAUAG
This is a messenger RNA of Hyaloperonospora brassicae, 2817 nucleotides long. The record is from the annotation of a GenBank genome assembly. NCBI's taxonomy places the organism in Eukaryota, Oomycota, Peronosporomycetes, Peronosporales, Peronosporaceae.